AUGGACGAGUCGGAGUUUGUGGUUGUUGAAGAAGGUCAUAACGAGGAAGUUAAAGUAGCUAUUUCUGACCUAAAGGAGGCUGAGCAGGCAUAUAGGGCUGCACAUGAUGCUCUGGUGAAGUCAAACAUCCUAUUGCAGGACACAUUAAGUUUGACAUUAGAGCUUGCUCUAAAGAAAAUCACUCCCGAUUUCGCAUCCGAUACGGAUGAAAUAACUAAGAAAAUCAACGAAUCAUUGUAUUCUUCUACGGAAGCUGUUCUACGCGACCAUGUUAAGAGUCUUUGCUCUAAAUUAGUUGCCGUGAACGAUGAAUAUGAAAAACUCGCCAAGAAAUUCAAAGCCUUCAAGCCGCCAGAAUCUUUCGAGCCUAUGCCACAUCUCGAGCGUCUCGCUACCAUCCUUGAUCAAAUCGAUGAACUUCUACCUAACGAGGGUACCCCAGCUGAGGCUCCGAGUACCGACAUUGAGAAGUUGUGCGCCCGCGCGGAAAGCAUUAGGGAUCGUGUGGGGCUUGCCUUGGAGGCCUCUGGUGAUAAACAACUCGAUACGAAACCCGAAGUCAUUCGCAACGUCUUCGAGGAGCCGCGCGCCCCUUUGUCAGAAUCAGAAAGCCAAAUGAGCCACCACCAAUCACCGUCCAGACUAAAUUCCACUUACCAACCUGACCCACACAUUGGCAGCACCCGCCGUAGCUUAUUCGUCGAUGAUGACGUUCAACUCCCCCUUGGGCACGUACAGCGCCUGAAAAAAAAGCUCAUCGUCUCUCUCGAAGAGCGAUCUAAUCAUGUGCCAAGCGACCUUCGUGUCUUGCCGAAAAGGAUUCCUGGUGCGAAAGAUCUGUUCGGCGGCACCCGUGAUACCGCCUCGCAGAUCACCUCUCCUGCCCCCCUCCCACUGAAAAGGCCACCAACUAAGUCCGAGGCCAUUUCUCUCCGCAAGAGUAUCGCGUCGCUAGCAGCAGCAGCUGCUCUACAGCGAAACGAGUCCGUGAGGGCUAAGGAGGUUAUUGUCGAUGGCUGCGGUGGUGAACGCAUUCACGUCGUCGCUUCUCCAACCCACAAAUUAGUGUCAGCACAAACACAGACUGAGCUGGCUGGCGCUUGCCCCUGGUGGGGGGUGAUGUUAGAUGGUCCUGUUUGGCGGCCGAGGUCCAUGUCAUUCUCAGCUGCGUCGUCAGGAAUCGGAAUGGACGAUGGGAGCAAUUUUCAGGAAGAAUUUUCGUCGGUUUCCAAAAACUGUUGGGUCUGCUGCAAACACAGUGCUGCGUUUGCUGGUGGUGGUGGUGCUGGUUGUGGGAUAAAUCAACUUCAACCAGGAGGCAUCGGUAGUACAACUCCUGAUUUACUUAAUGAGAUCAGUCGAAUGAUCCGAGAGGAAGUAACAUCUGUGUUACAGGUAGAGAUGGCUAAUAUUUUGGAUCAACAGAGGGAUCUAAUUCAGCAGGCUAUAAAGCCACUUGCUGAAGAAAAUCAGGCGGAUCGUAAGCCAUCGGGAUCUCAAGGGCAACCCCUCCAAAAUUCUGCCAGUGCCGCUGCAUACCCAGAAUUUUCAUCGUCCUCAGACACCCCACUACGUGAAUCACAGUUGCAACAGCCAACUGCUCUGCCGCUGGAGCACUCCUUCCAUAACUCUCCGAGCUUUUUGCCUGAAGAAGUGAGUUUUUGA
This is a messenger RNA of Mesocestoides corti, 1665 nucleotides long. NCBI's taxonomy places the organism in Eukaryota, Metazoa, Platyhelminthes, Cestoda, Cyclophyllidea, Mesocestoididae. The record is from the annotation of a GenBank genome assembly.